AUGCUGGAUGAGCUCCACAUCAUUGAUGUUGGUCCACUACCAUGGUUAGGCCCUCAGACAGAUGAUGCCAUGAAAGGAUUGUGUAAGAAUGGCAAGAAGAACAUCCUGCUUGUUCCUAUCGCCUUUGUUAAUGACCACAUAGAGACCUUGCAUGAGCUAGACCUGGAGUAUGCCACAGAACUUGCUGAAGAGUGUGGUGCAGAGAAUGUAAGAAGAGCAUCAUCCCUAAAUGACAGUCCUAUCUUCAUUGAGGCCAUGGCUCAUCUUGUGAGUGAUCAUCUCAAGUCCAGGCAGGUGUGUUCACGACAGCUCCCCCUACGCUGCCCCAUGUGUGUCAACGCAGUCUGUGGCAAGACCAAGGAGUUCUUUGCUUCCCAGAAGCUAUGAAGAACAACCAUGUAGCUUGGACUCUAGUAUAGAGAUUUACCAAAGACUCUGAUGUAGCUUGGGGAUUUGGACGAUGAGGCCCCCUGUUGAAAGUGAUUUGUUCACCUGGACAGAGAUGAUGGAACAAGGUAGAAGGGAUGAUGAGAGGAUCUCUUUCUUUCUGACAGCCCCAUUUUGAACAGUGCAUCAAUAUUUCUUUUGAAAAGGGAUUGCAGGAGAGCUGGACUGAAUGCGUAAUAUGUUUACAAUUUCAAGACUGUUUUUAAGCAUGUGAACCAUGAUCUUGUAUCAAAGUAGCCAGGGGCAUUGUUGUUAUCCAUUUCUUUGUCCAUAGUGGUGAAGGAAAUUCAAUCAUUUCAUGUAUGCUUUCAGCUCAUAUGGAUAUAUUGAAAAUGGAUGAAAACAUUGCUUUGUGUCACAGACAUAGACAGUGUUGCAUGAAUAUUUUUGUGUUCAUUUGCCGCCCUUUCACAAGGUAAAAUAAAAUUGUAAUUUGAAUGAUGAUUCCAGUGAAAAAUAAGGCUAAUGACAAAUUUUUAGCACGUGUGAAACCAUACUAGAAUCACAACGCUAAUCACAAUCACGAAUUCAAAUUCUACUCCGGAGGUGAAUUCCAGUAAGGUUUCACUCAAAUAAUGUUACGAAUUUUACGUGUGAAAGGGUUGACCUCAAAAACAUCUUUUGGGGCACGGAGCUUACGCGUCCUUUCAAGCACUUCCGUAAGUAAUACAAUUGUUAUGCACUCAUUGUAUCGAUGCAGUGCUUUGUCACCAAUGACACAUACUGCCUUCGCUCGGAAAUUCGAAUUCAAAUCAGUUUUCGAGUGACGUGUGAAAGGCCUCAUGAUUCUGAAGAUGAGUUGCAAUCAUCAUUACGAUGAUGAUUGCAGAUUCACGUGUGAAAAGGCCCUUGGUGACUUAUCAUUUACUCCUGUAAAGGUGUUCUUCUGCCUUAAUCUUUUUUUUUAAUAUAUAGAGACAGUGUUAGGGUUGUAAAUGGUUUUAGUUCUUGUUACAAGAUGAUUUAUAGGAUUAGCCUAGGGAAAGGUUUAGGUUAUAUUUUACUUUUGGCAAUUAUGCACAUGUAAAUGUUACCAGAGCAAAUUUCAUGGGAUAUUCGUUUAAAGGGAAGAACGUCUUUCAGUAUGAACAUAAAUGUGUAUUCUUCAAACUUAAUCUGUUUGAAGUAGGCUUGUAAGUAAACAUAAUUGGAUGAUUUGAUCAGAAAGAUCUAGAUAAUCUUGAUGUAAACAUGUAUACAAUAUAUAAGUUAGUGUCUCUUGUUCUGGGGAUUAUAGCAUUAUAUUGAAGUUUUCCUUGAUUGCCAUGUUUGCUUCAAUUUGCAGUACCUGGCAACGUCUUAUAUUAACCAAUCAGAGCGUCCAAAGCUUUUAUCAUUGAUAUUCAAAAUUAUGAUUGAUGGUAAUUUUUAUGCUAUAUUACCCUCCUCUGUACCAGAAGAUUUUUAGAUAUUUGGAAAAAAAAAUUCUUGUUUAAAAUAAUCAAUAUAUUGAAUCAUAGUGAUUAAAAGACAAUCAGUAGAAGUGAUUUUAAAGCAGAUCUUAUGAUUUAUGAUUGUCAUUGUCAACAAUUACUAGGCUGUCCUAUUUUUUACAAAUUCUGCAAACUUUAUUCUAAAGCAGCAAAGUAAAUAUCAAUACUAAUUAAUAUGCUGAUUCUUCUGCCUUUUUUAUACUCAUUUUGUCAUUUAAAUCAGUAGUGAUGGAUGUAGAGUGGCACUUUGUAGGAGGAUGAAAUGGAGAAAAAAUGCAACUCUUUUAUUCAUUUACUUUUUAUGAAUGAAGUAUGUUAACAUUUUCUAUAGUAAUAUAAUUGAGAUAUUUGGGAUAGACAAGGUAUUUCAUUCUUCAGUGCUAUGGUACUUCUGCUAUGAUGCCUUGUUCAUCUGAAGGCAUUUGUUUUUUCAUUCAUAUUUUUGCAAUUAGACAAAUAAAUUAUAUCUUGUAAUACACUAUGAUUUAUAUUUGUAAGUUAUGAUUUAUAUUUCAUAUUUAUAAUCUAUAAUUCUCAAUGUAGUAAUUUAAGUGUCCAUUCAUUAUACCUCCACUGAACAAAGUUUGAAGCGGGUAUAUAGGAAUAGGCAUGGGUUCAGGUAGUGUGUGGUUGGUCUGUGUCACAUGUUCCGAUUAAUACUCAGUUUUUAAUCAAUUCUUAUGAAAUUUUGAACAUUCAUAGGCCUUGAAACACAUUUUUUGUGUGCGAUAAAAAUGUGUUGCCGUGGCAACAGCAUGUUAUGGCUCAAAAAUCAUUACAGAUCAAACUAUUUCCUCAGUUUUUGACUGGAGCGUAUGAAAUUUGGCACAAAAUAUGGCUUUUGGGGUGAAGACAUGCAAUUUUCCAAAUGUGUUGCUAUGAAAACACCAUAGUGGGGGGAGGUAUUGAUUAACUUCAAUAUUUCUAGUUAUUGUUGGAAAAAUUGCUUCACAUAGACAGUUCAAUUGGUUAAGCCUGUUUACACCUUUGGUAAAGGUCAGGUUUUUUUUUUUUUUAAAGAUCUUUUGGCCUUUGGUGCCAUUAUAAAAUUAUGGAAAGUGGCCUGUGGCUGCCACAUAAUAAACCAUGAUUAAAUAAUGUGACAAUAGUAAUGAGAUGGAAUGGGCAGUCAACCCAAACCAUUUAUAACCAGGGGCCGAAGCCACUUGCUCCAGGGACUGAAACAGGGUUUCCCCCUUAACAGCCCAAGCUAGGGUUGUCAUCCCCAAAGGGAGCCUGAUCGGUUAGAAGCCAAGCUAGUCACAUUGACUUCUCCCCUAUUGAUUAUGUAAUUAUGCUCUUUGAACAUUCCAAUCAUACAAAAGUAUAUCCAAUCAAAAUGAAUUUGGAUGUAAAAUCACAAAAUUUAUCCAGUAAAACAAAUAUUCAUACUGUACAUCCUUUACCCCAUAAGUGUUUGAGAGUAUGCUCAUUUAUACUAUAUAGGCCUAAACUAGUAAUGAAUUAGAAAAUGACAUGCACUUUCGGGGGAUUUACAAAACCUUAUAAGCUUGAAAACCAGGAAUCAUGUGUUGUAGAUGAUAUCAUAUGUUCUUCAUUACAUCAUAUGAAAUAGCCGAAGGCAGCGUUGUUUCCCAUUCACCCGAAAAUCCCUAAAAUCUCAUUCUUUGGAAAGAUAAUUUUUUUAAUCCCCCCCCCCCCCCCGAUUCAUUUUGAUAUAUUUUUCAUGAAAUUUGGUAAAUCGAUCAGUUUUGCUUCAAUUUCAGCAAAGUUUCUGUUUUGUAAGAAAUAGUGAAAUUUGCAAAUGAGUACCCAAAGUUCAAUUAAAAUAGGUUAAACAGCCCCGCUUCACAAAAAAAAUUAUUGCUUGAAUAAAAGACUUCUGAAUGUCUACGCUUUUUAAUAGCCCUUGAAAUAAGUUAAACAGGCCCGCUUUACACAAAAAAAAAUAUUGCCUAUGAAUUUUUAUGCUUUUUCAUCGAUUCCUGAAUUAAGCACCUAUGCACUUGAGUGCAUAGUCAGUCGUAAGUGAAACUGAGCUUCAUGAAUUCUUCAUCCAUUCAUCUAUUAAAUUAUUACUGGACUGUGUACUUUUCAAAUUACUUCACAUCAAAACCUUAAUUUUGACAGAAUUAUGACAGAAAUGUUUCAUUUCAUUGAUACUUUUUACUAUCACAUUUAAGAUGACCUAUGACUGCAUACUCUGCUAAAAUAAAUGAUAAACUGUCACAGAGAUUUGUAAUAAAUGAUAAAACAAAUCACAAGUAUUUGUUCUCAAUAUUAUACUCCUA
Messenger RNA from Lytechinus pictus (painted urchin), 4132 nucleotides. RefSeq names its product ferrochelatase, mitochondrial-like. The transcript has 4 exons. NCBI's taxonomy places the organism in Eukaryota, Metazoa, Echinodermata, Echinoidea, Temnopleuroida, Toxopneustidae. Gene Ontology annotation, biological process: heme biosynthetic process. Gene Ontology annotation, molecular function: protoporphyrin ferrochelatase activity. The record is from RefSeq and is a predicted model, not a curated record. Gene Ontology annotation, cellular component: mitochondrion. Bases 1 to 387 code for a protein of 128 amino acids.